This is a messenger RNA of Amoebophrya sp. A120, 3252 nucleotides long. Lineage: Eukaryota; Dinophyceae; Syndiniales; Amoebophryaceae. The record is from the annotation of a GenBank genome assembly.
AUGGAAGUCGAUGUAGCCCCCGCUGAGGACGAGGGAUAUAAUACGACCGCAAGGAGGACUGCAUCUGCAAUGCCUUCUACUGUAACUACACAUGCUGAAGCACAAUUACAGCAGCAGCACCAGCAGCUGGGCAUGCAACCGUCCUCCGAGGUUGCUGCUGGUGUUGCAGCAACAAAUCAGCAAAUGCUGCAGAUCCUCGGAGACCACCCAGUAGCAAGCGCAAGCCAAGAACGGCACCAGCCUUUACUGGAACAACGACAACGAGAAGAUGAACGAGAGGAGCGAGGACCAGCUCAGCCAAAUGUCACUUGUCCCCGCCGACUCGCACAGCGAGCCGCAGGAACUGCCCAGCAGUGCGUCGGAACUGCCCGACAGUGCGUCAGAACUGCCCGACAGUGCGUUGGCCGAUAUUAUCCCCGCCGACGCUGUCGUCGUCGAAGAACCUCUACUACACCGGACGCGAGACAAGUUCGCCGUUCAAGUACCUGGCCCCCGGUCGCGGGGCCGCGGGCGGCGCAACAUGGUCAAGAAUUGGUCAACACAGCCUUAUCCCAGCUAGCGGAAGUUGUCACAGAGGCCUCUUCCUACCAGCAAAUCGUUGCCAACGGGCUGCAAAUCUACACGCAGCUCGCGGGGUAUGAUGUGGCUGGACUGGAAAAUUGGCAAGAGGGAAGCUGGAAAAGCUGGAAAAACCCCUCCGGUCGUGCACGAAGGCCACUUGGACCCCGUGCUCGGUCUGCUUCUACUGGACGUGUUCCACCGCGUGGAUCUUCCUCACAGCGGGGUUCAAGAAGUCCCGGAAGAGACGAGCUGCAACCGCGAAUAACCCGGCGCACGAGCAGCUCGCACUCUCCAUCUGCACUGCGAACUGUCCCAACUACGCCACACACAAAGUCGCCCCUCGGCGUACUUGGGCAACAAUUGGCAGUACAGCACCAGGCCCGGGUCGAGCGCGGAAUCAGCACAGCGACUGUAAGCAGUAUUGGAGGCGGGGCCCUGACACCUCGUGCUGGAGGGGAGCAGACCACACCGAGAGUAGUGGAAGAGGGACGUUUUUGUUUUUCGAUGCCAGGGCUCCUACACGACCAAGCAGUGGCAACAUCCACACAAGAACUCGGAACAAGUAGUGAAGAUCAAGAUCAGCAGCUCCACCAACCUCAGCCCAAAAAAGCGGUGCGUCAGUCGUCGGUCCUCGAACCACUCCCCCUUCCUGUCCGCAGUAGUUAUACGCCGCCGGCGUCAAGAGCAACGUCAGAAGCGGAGUUCCGCACACCUGAACACGGAAACACUCCGCCUCCAGAGCUGCAGGAGGACAUCAACGAUCAUCCUGCUCGCCCUCCAUCGUUGCUGAGUCCAAGAACAAUUCGCCGAACCCCGUCCGCAGACUCAAGCUCGAGGUUCUCGACAAGUGGAGGCCUUUCCGGAACAGAACUAGAAACUCCUGCGAGCGUGCGGCGUGAGAGGCUCGAUACCGUCGCUCCACUCCGUCAGUUUCCUCCCGCCCACGGCCCUCCUCCUGUGGACUCAUGGGGAAGUAGUAGCUCGGGUAGUAGUUCUGCUGCUGGGUUUAUUACCCAGGGGUGCAGAAUCGAUUUCCUCGACAGCGACACCUUUUCCCUUGCAGACACCAUGAUUCCACCCGACCCCGAGUCCCUGUCGCGCAACACGUCACUGGAGGGAGGCGUCCCGUCGCGACUACCUAGUGCAACUUUGUCAGCGCCGAGAGAUUCUCCACAGUCCCUCUGGGGAAGUCCAGGCUUUUCUUUUCCAACUCAUAGUGGCGAAACAAGGGCCGACAGCGACUCGCCGACCGCGAGAACUCCUUCCAUACCGGAAGUAGAACCGCGAGCAGGAGCAGGCUCUUCGCUGCGAAAGGCGACGAUGUCCUGGUUCGAGAAAAAGCUGCAGGAAGCGGCUGGCUUAGUCGGCGGAGCUUGGUCGACGUCGAAUGCGCCGAGCACCGAUGUUGAGGGUAUGAAUUAUGGUACUGGAAGCUGGCGAAGUAUGGCUAGUGCCAGUACGGCGGCUGGCGCUGGCGGCUCCAGCUUCUCCGAUGCAGAAGACCAUCAACAUGGGUGGUCCUUUUCUUCCUCACGUGGGGGACGAGGUCCUGCGAUACUAGCGCCACCAUCUCCCACGGAUUCGUCCUUUCGAGUCCUGCCAGAUUCCAACUCACCGGCAGGUGGAAGCAGCCCGCCCGCGGGCGGGGGAUCGUUUGACCUGUCGUCUGUUGUGCAGCCGCCGGCGAGCAAAAGCAAGGGCAAAACGAAAAGCAGAAAUAGAACCAGAAGUGGAUCACCCGCCUCGUCUUCUCCCUCUGCCGCUCAUCUCGACAGGCGGUUACUAGGCACCUCCGCUCCGCCCGCACCACCGCAAUCUCCGAGACAAGAACCUGCAUCUGGAAGUACGGACCCAUCAAGCCCACAUUCCGACUCAGUCCCCGAUGCGAGAGCAAGAAGCACUCCGGUGGAAGACGAACAUCACAGUGGAGCAGCCUCGUCUGGAGGGGUUACUUAUUAUAGGAGAAGAGCCGUCGAGAUUUCAAUUUCCUACCACGGCAGGAAGUGUUGAUUUUCACCAACGGAGAUCUGGAUCACCCACAACCUAGACGGAGGACUAAGACUAAUAUGUCGUGUGUGAUGGUAGUACAUGAAAAAUGCGUCGUGUGUACAUGAUUGAUGUGAAGAUAUUAGAUGCAGUUGUUGUAGUGAGCACGUGCGACAAGUUCAAGUGACCUGAUUUUCUGUAGAAUAGUGAAUGACAAGGAGUUGUAUUCAUGAUGACGAGCAGGCUUCACUGUAACUGUAACUGUUUGAAAAUUUGUGAUGUUGAUGAGAGACACACACGUGCACGUCGAAAAGACCACUACACAACGACCAAGACACAACAUACGAGGUGUGCACAGUAAAACUGAACAGACGACAGCACUUUAUUUAUAGAUACAAAGUUCUACAAGCAAGAGCAACACGAAAGGCCAUGCAUAAAAACGACACUCUAGCUGUACAAUGAUUUCAAUGAAUUCAAGCACGUGGCUGCGGCUCACCCUCGAGUCACUUUUCACUAGCGGAUAAGAUUAUAUAUUAUUUUGUCUAUUGGAAAGUGCACCGGAGCGUCAAAAACAUGUUGGCUUUCGAAUGGUUUUAGACAGUAGCAUAAGAUGUUGGAUGUCGAGAAGAAUCAAAGGAACCAAAAAUCGAGUGCGUGUGCGAUUCGGCAUCGGAAAAAUGUCGGCAUCGACAAGAUUUAUAAGAU